This is a messenger RNA of Scomber scombrus (Atlantic mackerel), 3435 nucleotides long. RefSeq names its product stonin-1. The transcript is spliced from 4 exons. NCBI's taxonomy places the organism in Eukaryota, Metazoa, Chordata, Actinopteri, Scombriformes, Scombridae. The record is from RefSeq and is a predicted model, not a curated record. Gene Ontology annotation, cellular component: synaptic vesicle; AP-2 adaptor complex. Gene Ontology annotation, biological process: regulation of endocytosis; clathrin-dependent endocytosis; synaptic vesicle endocytosis. Bases 234 to 2354 code for a protein of 706 amino acids. Gene Ontology annotation, molecular function: clathrin-cargo adaptor activity.
UGGAGGAGGACAGUCUGUGUGAACUCGGGAGGGGAAGCGCCGCGCUGUUAAAACUCUCAGGAUUUACACUCUGCCAUUUUGAGGAAAACUGGUCGACAUCAGCGUCCAUCAAACGUACAAGUCAUGACCUGAUUUGCUGAAUAAAAACGCUGCGAAACUAGGACAAAACCCUUGGAAGUGGGGGACAAUUAACAAAGGAGGAACUGUUGAUUCGAGCUGCUCACCGGUCAGCCAUGUGUUCUACGAAUCACUCAAACUGGGUCACAUUUGAAGAUGACAACACACCACUCUCGUCACCUCAGAAGCCCCAGCAGUCACCAGGGCUUAUCAAAUCAUCGGUACCACGUCCCAAUGGACUGAAAUUAGUGCUUCCUCCGAUCAGAGACACUUCCUGGAGCUUCAACAGUUCCCUGGAAUCCCCUCAAAGCCAAACAAGUCUCAGUGGCAGUUCCUGUGUACCAUGUAACACACCCUUUUGCACUCCUGUAAGUGGGGUUCCUAGCAGCGCAUCCCCAUUUCACUCUGGCACGUUGGAAAAGAACAACUUUUUCCGCAGUUUGUCGAGCACAUCCACCACCUCUGUUCCCUCGCCUGCACCAGAGGCCCCGAGUCAAACCUCAGAUGGACCAAGCCCUUUCCCUUCUUUCCAGGGCCGCUCAGGACACUUUAACCCCUUUUGGGAUGACUCUAGACACAGCGCAGAUGUGGGCAGCUCCUCCUCAGACUCAGAAUCUGAAAACGCCCUACCACGUUUCUUUAUUCGGACCAAAGACGGCAGUGAGCCUCCACGCGAUCACUUCCAGAACUCCUUCUCUUAUGUUUGCGACAAACUGGAAGGACUACAAACAGAGACGGACCACGAAGCAGGUACUGAAGGAGAAGGGGAGAGGCGGCUAAGUUGCAAAAACGAGGUACUAAGUGAGGGCUCAUCUCAGUUUGUUCCUCGGGGGUUGUUUCGCAGCCAGAAGACAGACGGCUGGGCAGUGAUGCUCAGAAUUCCAGAAAAAAAGAACCGCAUGUCCUCCAGACAGUGGGGUCCCAUCCAUCUCCGCUUGUUGGCAGGAGGCGUGCUGCAGAUGUACUAUGAGAAAGGGCUGGAAAAACCUUUCAAAGAGUUCCAGCUUCUCCCUCAAUGUAGGCUCUCAGACCUCAAACUGGAAAGCCAUGGCGAGCCCCGCAAAGUCCUCACACUAAAAGUAGAACAUUACUCAUACACAGAAAAGAAACGUUACCACCCGAAGCUGGAGGUUAAUCAUGAGGCGGAGGUGGACCAGCUGCUCAAGUUUGGCUCCACGGUACACGAAGAUAUGGAGGACCUGGUCGUCUCCAUGGAGGAGGAAAUCUUCAAACUGUCCGUGCCCCACCAACAGAGGCGGCACUAUGAGGAGCAGGAGCUGGCGUUGCAGAUCACAGAUCAUAUAUGGAUACAACUGGAUAAGUGUGGAGGAGUGAUGGAGCGGACAGCCUCCACACAGAUUCACUGUCUCGCAUUUCUGAACGGAUUAGGGGAUUGUUUUCUCGCACUGAAUGACCUCGGGCUGCUACGCUCCAACUCCAGCUACGGCUCCGAGGAGGGCAGUGAACUCUGGAUGGAGAUCACAGACUGCCAUUUUCACAAAUGUGUGAACGAGACGGAGUUUCAGAGGUCCCGACUGAUUAAGUUCUCCCCUCCUGAUGCGUGUAGGGUGGAGCUGAUGCGCUACAAGACGAUGCUUUUGGGUUGCACAGAAAUUCCCUUCUCAAUCAAAGCCGUGGUCACAGUUCAAGGCGCCUACGUGGAGCUCCAGGCCUUUAUCAACAUGUCGGGGAGCUUCUCCUCCACGGGGGUGUCUGACUCGUACCCACUGUGUGAGAAUGUGGUGAUACGUGUGCCGGUGCCGGGCGAUUGGGUCAAAGUGACACAAACGGUAGCCUUACUGCGACAGAGGUCACUAAAGGCCCGCAUGAACAGAAAUGCUUGCUUGGGCUCCAUCAGUGCUGCAGAUUCACAGCCUGUCAUGCAGGUUUCUAUCGGCACAGUCAAGUAUGAGAAUGUAUAUUCGGCCGUCGUCUGGAGGAUCGACAGACUGCCUGCAAAGAAUACAGCUGUGGAUCAUCCUCAUUCAUUUUCCUGCAAGCUAGAGCUGGGAUCUGAUCAGGAGAUCCCAAAUGACUGGUACCCUUUUGUCACGAUGGAAUGUGAAAUAAUGGGCGCAGUUGUGUCGCAGACCAGAGUCAAGUCACUGGGCACUGUGAAUGACAUCCAGCCACAGAAACAUGUGACCAGUUGGACGCGGUAUCAUUGUCAGGUGGAAGUGGAGAAGAAAUGGAUUGAAACGGAGUCACAGAGGCAAUCUGGGUGUAUGACACAGUGAUGAUUAAAGAAGACAACUAAAAACCAACAAACCAACAAAAAAACAAGGGUGAUGAGGGACUUUCUGCUUAUCUCUGGUGGCAAAUUCAUCUAAUUACAUGUAGCCUGUUAGUAUUUCCAAUGGAGGUUUUGUAUCCUUAACUGAGACUGAAUAAUUCUAGACUUAAUAAACAAUUUAACACGAUCCUUUUGCCUAGCACUUUACAUUUAAUAGUUUAAAUUGUAAAAUUUCAGUUUUUAUGAGUACUGUAUAUAAGCUUACAUUUGCAUCAUCUGCACUGCCCUCCAGAAUGAUUGGCAGCCUGAGUAAAUGUAUGGCAAAUGGGCUUUAUGAGAUAAACAACCUGAGUAAUGAGCAGUAAUGUUCCAGAAAAGCACAUUUUUGAGUUAUGUUUGCAGUAAGGCCCUUUUGAUGCACACUUAAAACGAGUUGCGGUUCAUGUAAAUAUUUAAUUCCACAUACUGGGCCUCAAGAUUUCUAAUGGCUCUACAUUUCUUGUAAAUUCUGUGUAAGUGCCAAGAUAAUGUUUUAGUGUUGUGCUGAAAGCAUCUCAAUAUUCUGCAGUCUAUAGAGAAUUGGCAAACAACACUGAUAAUGUGGUUUGUGAAAGAAUCACGAGACAAAACAGCUGACCAUUAAAUGUUUUGCCAAAAGUGCAUUGGUUCAAAAAGCAGCUGCAAGCAGUCUUACUUUUGCCAAACACAAAGUGCAUUUACAAACAAACUUUGAAGCUAACCAGCAUAUGCAACAUAUGGCGCUAAUAUAAUUUAUUAUGAAAGCUGCAUUUUAAAUGAGAUAUGAUCUAUUUUUCUGUGCAUGAAAUGCAACUCAUUACUUUUGCUGCUUACCUUGAGCUGACCUUUGACUUCAUACCAAGGUUGUAUUCUGGAGGACUGUAAUUUUAUUUAAGCAAAUCAAAUGUUUAUUAUUUGAUCUUUUUUGCCUAUGGUUUGUGAAUGAGUUGGAUUUAAAGAAUGGUAAAGCUUCAUGGUGAAAAAAUAAUGUCUUCAAUGAUUUAUGCGGUACCUGGCUUAAGCUGGAUAUUAUGUAUGUCAAGAGUAAAAGCUGAAUUAAACCUGAA